CCCCGCCCCGCUUUUCAUUGGCCGACGGAGCCUUUUUGCCAUUUCAAGUGCGAGCUGGGAAGCGUCCGAGCGCAACUCAAAGGCGAGGCCAGAUCGAUAAGAAACGCCAACUUCGUGCGGCCGACCGCCAUCGCCCUCCUCAAGACAACCUUUCAACGCGGAUCUAUCAUUCCAUCCAGGGACUCUUGGGGUCAAGCACGAUUUGUCACUUUUCUUUUUUCUUUAAAUCGGAAGAUCUGAUUUCAUAGGCGGCGGCUCCUCCUCCUCCUCUUCUUCGGGCCUAACUUGUUCCGCAGGUGGCGGAAACCGGAACCCUUUGGACCCGGAACGGAAGGAAAGAGGGAACGAAGCAGAAGCGGCAGCAGGAGCCCUUUUGGUUUUUUGUCCUCCGCCGCAGGUCACGUGGUGGUGGCACGACCGCUCCUUCUUCCGCUGCUUCCCCCCCCCUCUGUGCCGCCCUCCCCCGCGGCGGAGAGCCCGGUGCGGCUGCAGCAUGGCGGACACGACCUCCCAGCUGCUGCUGGGCUCCGGCCUCACGGUGCUCUCGCAGCCGCUCAUGUACGUGAAGGUGCUAGUGCAGGUGGGAUAUGAACCCCUCCCUCCAACUCUGGGAAGAAAUAUUUUUGGUCGGCAAGUCUAUCAACUGCCUGGUCUCUUUGCUUAUGCAAAGCACAUUAUGAAGAUUGAUGGGAGGGCUGGACUCUUCAAAGGUUUAGCUCCUAGACUCUGCUCAGGAGCCAUUGGCACUGUAGUACACAGUAAAGUUUUACAGCAAUGCCAGAAUGCUGACCAAAGUGAGGAAUUAGGGAAUACUCACAAAGAAUCUGGCUCCUCUUUCGAUCAAGUUAUCAAGGAGACCUCUCAAGAGAUGAUUGCACGUUCUGCUGCUACGUUAGUCACCCACCCAUUUCAUGUGAUCACCUUGAGGUGUAUGGUGCAGUUCAUUGGCAGAGAGACCAAAUACAGCGGAGUGUUUAGCUCUUUCGUCACCAUAUACCGGGAAGAGGGCAUCUUUGGAUUUUUUGCAGGCCUGAUUCCCCGUCUGCUUGGAGACAUCCUAUCCUUGUGGCUUUGUAAUAUGCUGGCCUACCUCAUCAAUACCUAUGUACUGGAGAAUGGGGUCUCCACCAUGACUGAGAUGAAGGGUUACUCUCAGGCUGUCACUGGAUUCUUUAGCAGUAUGCUGACCUACCCUUUCGUACUUGUUUCAAACCUAAUGGCCAUUAAUAGCUGUGGGCUCGCUGCUGGCUUCCCACCUUAUGCACCAGCGUACACCUCCUGGUUACAUUGCUGGAGCCAGUUGCAUAGGGAGGGCAACAUGAGCCGAGGCAACAGCCUGUUUUUCCGGAAGGUGCCUACAGGAAAACGAUAUGUGUGGGAAGAAAAGAGAUUUCAAUGAGUCCACAGCCUUUUGUGGCUGCUUCAGAUACACAGAAUGAUGGCAGUGUGUUGAUUUCUAUACAGUUUUUUUUUUUAAAAAAAUAAUCAUUUAACCUUGGGAAAUGGACUUGACCGUGAGCAUGACUUAAUGACAAAAGUAAAAGUUCCCCGCUCUGAAACAUUUGGGUAAUUGCCAAAAAGCUGCCAGUCUUGAGGUGGGGCGGGGGGAGGAAUGGAGGUUUACUGUUAGUGAAUAGGGGUAUUUUUUUAACUUUCUCCAGAGAAAACCAUCUAUGUUGGGAAUACUCUGCCCCUCAUGUUCUUGCUAUACUACUGCAACUUUGGUUGCAAAGCCAUGGAAAUAAGCUGCUCCUGGAAUGAGAUGGGUUCUGUUUGGCCUUGUGCAUUUUAUUUGCAGCUGCCAGAUCAAGUUGGGGAACGUGGACCAAUUUUUUUUUCCUCGCCCAGGGAGAAAGUCAUUUCUUAGUCUUCAUUCUUUUAAACAUAUUGUUAAACAUUGCUUUAGUUUUAAGCCCAAAGGAUGAGUCUGAUUGUCUGUACAGAAGGCUUGGCGUUACCAGGAAGCAACUACAGCCUAUGAUCUGCCACUGAGCAGAUUCAGAAAUCAUCUCUGGCUGUUUCUGCAAAAUGCUUGAGGGAGCUUUACUUUUGAUGGCCACUGAAAGCUGAUGCCAUUUUUCAAUAGAUCACAGUAUGGAUUAAGAAAUGCUUUUCCAAAGUCAACACAAAUGUUUAAAAAGGAAGAUCUUGUUAUGGGGAGAAAACCACUUAAUUGGUUUUUUCCCCACGCUGCCCACAAGUAAACUCACAAUAGGGAUAGCUUUAAUCUAAAUUGAAUUCUGUGCAAUAUUUCAGUCAAAAGUUGAGCUUUGAAGCUUUUGGGCAUAAAAGUCUUUCAUCUGGCAUUCUUGAGUAGCUUCUAAAUAAAUAACUAUCUUUUGAAGAUAGCUAUUCUGACCCAGGAUGGAAAGGUAUGAAGUAGAGUCCUUUGGGUACAAGAGAUUCCAAAAGAGGUGAGGUUACCCUUUAUAGUUGUGCCUGGAAAAAAAUGCUGUUCAAAAAUGUGAUCAUGAAACUUACUGGCAGUGCAGAAUGUUACGGGGUUAAUUCAAUAUGCUCUUAAAAUUCUAUUAGGAUUUUAUAAUGCCAAUAAAUCUAUAAGUGUAACUGGAGGACAUAAUUGAUAUACAUUUGUAAUAUGGUCCUACCAGCUACCCAAUGUGAUAGACCAUAAGCUUGAUCCCAUGUCUUCAUCUUGUGUUAUCUAUGUCUCUAUCUGGUAGAACAAGAGCUUUUUCUGUCCAUUUUUUAUUUUUAAAAAGAGAAGAUUAUCCAUAUUUGAUCAUGCCACAGUCCCAAAAGAAAUUGUUAAGUAGGUGGGAAAUUUAGAUUGUGAGCUGUCCGAUUCUAAAGUUUGUUGCCUCCAUAUAGUUGAGUUAUAAUAUAAUGAUGACUAGCAAUUCAGCAAGGGUUACAUUUCCACACACCUGCUCCUUGUAACCCCUCUAAAUGGCAUUUAAGAUUUUUUUUUUAAAUUUUGGGAUUAGAAAAGGCCAGCUGUUUUUGGCAUGAUAGAUGAACAAGUAGAGAUAAUUAACAAAUACCCAUGGUGUGUUAUGUUGUGAAACGAGGAAUGCAGAAAAAGUAAAUACAUGUGAAUUCUCCUAGUGACUGCUACAUGCCAUGAUGCACUUGGGCAAGAUGUUUAGAAUUUGAAGGGGCUAAGGUAGCUUCAAAAAUUAAGCUGAAGAGGCUUAAAGUCCUACUCAGGAAUAUAUCUUUCUGGUAAACUCUUGACAACUGAAUGUGUUCUCCAGACCUUGUGGUAUGAUAGUCCUUGACUCCUAUAAGAGCCUGGGGCCCUGUGGCUUUGUUUAAAUAGCCCCAAACCCAUGUUCUGAUGCUUAAAAAUGGUGACUUUAUUCUUCUCACUGAUAAACUGAGAAAUGGUUCUUCAGUUAUUCUUAAAAUAUCUUGUCAGCAGUAUGAUUUUUUCGGUGGGGUGGGGGAGGAAUGGUUCAGGCUAGUGGAAUCUAUGUCUUAACAUCCAUUGGUCUUCAGAACACUGCAUUUUACAAAUGCAGGCAUCAACUGGAGUAUUAUAGUCAGAAAUCAAAUAUUAUACAGUGUUUAUCUUAUUCAUUAUUUGGGAUUCACAUUUGGGAUCUCCAAAACUAUUUUUAUCAUUUUACUGAGCCUCUAUGACUGUGUCAAAAUGGUGUUAACAUGUCAGAACAUAUUGAAGAAACUACAUUCUUGCAUGCUCGAGCUAUCCAGCCUGCUGGAAGAUCUCAUUCAAUGACUGCUGUCUGUCAUUGGAAGGUUUGGGAAUCCCAGUUCAUAAUUUGAUAGCCAAAGUACUGAUUAAAUUCUAAUAUAAAGUUAUCCGAUAUCAAAAGGAAAGGUAAUGGCGUUAUAGUUUGCAAUGGUAUACGGUACUUUACAGUCUAAUGUUCUGUUGAACUUGCUACUUCUUAUGACAUAAGCAGUGCACAUACUAUAGAUUCUCCAGAACAUCAUUCUUUCAUGAGUAAUCCAUAUAAUUUCUUGGCUAAUUCUGCUACUACCAUCUAAGUACAGUUUUUGCCAUGGCAUGAGUUCAAAAACGAAUCUGCAUAAUCCCAAAGGGAGCAUCUACCAGUGUUCAGAAGAAAACUGAUAGGGAACCAGCCUUGGCAUUUAAAUCUUGCUUGAGAUAAAAUUUGGUUCUAAAUUUCAAGUCUCUAUCUGGUGAUGAGAUUAUGAUCUUAUGUCCAUUAUGAUCUUAUAUGAACCAAAAACAUGUGACUGAAUUUUCUGGAGUUUUUCUAGAUCCAAGUACAAUGUCCUUUUCCAUUGUAUUUGGUAGAUAUGUAUUCAGCUCCCUUGCAAAUGAAUGGCCGCAAUUCCUCAUUUUGCUGAAUGUUUAGCUAGUGGAAUGUCGCUAUAUCUGUCUUUCAUAAAGCCCGUAAUUAAGAUGGGAAGAUGAGGUAGCCGUUAUGUGGUUAUCUUUGUCUUGCCCAGAAGAGUGACUCGGGCAUGUGGGAUUGGGGGAAUGAGAAAGAAUCAUCUUUUAAUUGUGCAAGACAUAGAAAGAUAGAAGAGUGAUCUCUAUUGUUCAAAAGGAUUUCUUUCCUGAAAAAUAGAAAAAAUUAGACAGAAAAGUGCUAUUGGAUUUGUGAGCAGGAUUGCUGCAAGUCUUUUUCUGGUUUACAAAUUCCAGCUGACAUUUACAUAUGCAGAAAAAACAUGCAGUACUUGGCUCCUGGGUAUCUACUAAGCCUGCUCUAAAAAUAUAACACACCCAUUCUAAAAUUCUUGCUUAGGAUUGGUUGCCCUGAUUCAGGACUGUAGUCAAUGAAAAUCAGUAUUUUAUAUUUCUAAUCUAUUGCUAAGUGUCUGCUUCCUAUGUUUUUAACGUGACCUGGAGUUCGAUGUAUCAGCAUAUGGCAGGUUUUCAUAUGAAAUAAGUUGAGAU
Notechis scutatus (mainland tiger snake) is the source of this 4858-nucleotide messenger RNA. It is a transcript of the gene MTCH2, whose product is annotated as mitochondrial carrier 2. NCBI's taxonomy places the organism in Eukaryota, Metazoa, Chordata, Lepidosauria, Squamata, Elapidae. Gene Ontology annotation, cellular component: mitochondrion; membrane. Gene Ontology annotation, biological process: positive regulation of apoptotic process. The record is from RefSeq and is a predicted model, not a curated record.